CCCACCACCCCCACACACCCAAACACUCGAAACAUUCCACAAAGCCAUCACGACGACACUACACCAACACCCCUCCCCCCACCACUCCGGCAUGCAGCUCGUCUCGCCCGCGCUGCACCCGGUACCGGGGGGCGCGGCCAGCUCGUCUUCGUCGUCGUCGACAAUAGGCGGCGGCGCGACGACGACGACGACGGCCAGCCAGGGCAGUAGCAGCAGCAACGCCGGCUUUUCAUCACCACCCACCGCAAACGGAUCUUCAGUCUUGCCAAAUGGCAGCGCAAGCGCAAGCGGCAGCACGCUGGGCGUGUCGGCCUCGACAUCGAGCUCGACGCUGAGCUCGGGCAGGACAGCGCGCCCUGCCAGCGGCGAGGCGCAGAGCAGCUCGCGCAUCUCGGCCGGAUACGAUGAUCAAUCAGCCGCGGCGGCGGGUAGUUCAUCUGGCGCCGGCACAGCCCAGCAGGCAACGCACCGGCGCGUGUCGUCGUCCGUGUCGUCGUCGGCUGGUGGCUCGCGGACACGGCGACCAAGCACGCCGCGCACCCCGCCAUCACCGCCGACGAGAACGAGCUCGCUCCGCCCGUCAAGCCACGUCCAGGCGAUCCACGACUUUGACCCCAGCAUCAUGCCCACAAACCAGUCCCUCACACACAACAUGUACCUCUCGUUCCGGGCCGGUGAGGUGAUCCGCGUCCACGGCCGCGACCCCUCUGGAUGGUGGGACGGCGAGGUCACCUCCCCACGGCAAGAGGACGACGACAGACGGAUCAGGAGAGGAUGGUUCCCCAGCAACUAUGUCCGCGAGGUCGAGUGGGACGAGCCUAGAAGAUCAGAAUCUUCACGCAGCAGCCAUCGCCAGAGCUCCGAGUCGACCAACAUGACCUCCUCGAGCCCCGGACAGACACCACGGGGUGUUGCGACUCUGCACGGCGGCGGCGAGGGGUCGGCAGCGGCACGCACCAUCCGGCAUACCCACGCAUCACACCCGUCCAAUGCGUCGCAUGUGUCACACCACAGCAGCCAGCAUUCGCAUUCAUCAUCAGCCGCGUCACAUCACGUUCGUGCGUCACAGAUACAUCAACGGGGAUCGACAGAUUCGACGCUCGGUGCACCGCUGUCACCGGCACUCCAGACGCUUCUUCAGCCAGUGCAGCAGUCCUUGUCCUUGUUGCAAAGUUCAAUUCAGUCGCGGCGCCGCCUUCACAUCCAGCCUUCGGCCGCGCAGGUAAUUUCCGCCAUUCGCACCGCGCUCCUGCGCAUGGACUGCUUAAGCAAGGAGAGCAAGACGUUGGCCGCACACCCGGUCUUGGCCAAGGAAAGACGAUACGUCCUCGCAGAAUUGAGCAAGCUCGUAGCGUGCGCCAAGCUCGCUGGAACGGAGAAUGUCGAUGACGAAUCCGACGACAAUGGCGCAUUGGAGUCGACUGGCAAGGCAGCGCGCAGCGUGUUUGCAUCGGUCCGCAGAUUCCUCUUACAUGCCAGCGAGGCUGGCGUGUCGGUCGCCCCGCUCGAGGUCGACUCGGCGGCCGAGAUUUCCGCCGUCGCCGUCGAGCACCACUCGCCCACGACGGUGAUGAGCAACAACCCAUCACGGAUGCGCGUCCGGACGGUGUCCAACACUGGGUCACGGAUCCCUCUCAAGUCGGCUAGCGUCAGCGACCUCCGCACCGCCGCCAGAAGACAAGCGGACCCGCCACCCCCACUCCCCACGAGCCAAUCUGCGGGGUCGGGGCAGGGCUCGCGGGGUGCAGAGGACACCUUCUCGCCGUCCCUUGGUUCUUCAUCAGGCCGGUCGUCACCCGUGUCGGUGCGCUCGCGUCGCCGCGCCUCGUCGCACACAAGACACGGUAGAAGCGCGUCGUUUGACAUGACCCAGGUCGAAACCGGCUCGCCCGAGAUUGAUUCCACAGACAGUCCUGCCUACGUCGAAGCCGACCCGCCCAUCAAGCACUACGAGUCGGGCCACGCCAUCCACGAGGCGAUUGCCAUUGCCGAGGACGCCCUCUUGUCGAUUAUCGCGAGCUUCCUCGGCCACAUUCACAGCCACCAGUUUGAUUCGCACCCGUCUAGCCACGCAUACGUGAUUGAGCUCACACGCGAGACGGUCGACCGCGUGCGUGAUGCGCUCACCAUUGUCGAGGCCGUCGGCCGCCAGGCAGGCAUGUUGGGUUUAAGUCCUCGCGAAGUCAACAGUCUCAAGAUUGCUCGCGACGACCUGUACGACGCGGCUUCGGCCCUCGUUGAGGCUGCCGAGGCCGUCGCCAACGUCCCGUUCGAGAAGGAGGAAAUGGACGAUAUUGACCCAAUCCUCCUUGCAGAAAUGGAGCGGCGCUACGAGGAGGAGAAGGACAACCUCCUGCAUGCCACGACAUCGACACUGCGUGCCAGCACCGAGUGCGCGCGGGUCGUUCGUCUCUGCGUCCCGCAGGCGGCUGGUGAGCCCGAGUUCGACUCGCCGAAUCUCUCAGCCGGGCACGGUUCCCCAAGCCUCAUGUCACCUCGCCAAGGCUAUGCCGGCCUGGGUCUGGGCAUCAAGGGCCCUGGUUCUCUGCAGAGCCUUGCGCGCCGUGCAACCAGCUUAAACCAGCUCCACAAGCGCUACCAGAUGGACAGCGUUCGUGUCAGUGCCCAGAGCAAGCGUGCCGAGGAGUCGGAAGACGACGACGACGAGGAGGUCGUUGCCGACAGCACGGACGAGGAUACGACCAUGCGCGGCGACCACCACGCACGUCCCAACUCUCACCCUUCCCCGGCAUCUUCUACGCCAGAGCCCCACGACAGUACCCGCCGCUCGUCCGAUGUCACCUUCCAGUCGCGCAGCCGGUCAACGUCGUUAUCUACACCGGUUGCCUCCAGGGUUGGAGGGCACAAGGACUCGCGCUCGCCAUCGCGUUCGGUGGACCUUACGCACGACUUCGACCUGCCGGUCCGAACGCACUCGAGACAGAGCCACGAGAAGCGCGCCUCUUCAACUCUGGUGUCGUUUGGCGGCUCGUCCGGGCAGACGCGCACCUCGCUCUCGCAGAUGUCGUCGCCGAUGCCUGUUGGCAGCGAGGUCCAGACCCCCGGCCUCCCGGACACUCCGAUCUCGCUCAACUCGGCGUUCCCGUCCCCCAGUAUCGUCAAUGGCGGCGAGUUCCCCAUGGAGGGCGGCAGAGUCGUCAACUUUACGCCGCCGACUGGUCCUACGCCGGCGCGGCCUGCGCCUCCCGGUCGCAGCCCAGCGCUCCCGCCGGCUGGCGAGGAGAAGGAGGGUGGCGAUGUUCGUUUCUGGGUCGUCGCGCACGACUACGACCCUCGCGAGGUGGCGUACAACUCGGACGGUACUCUUGUCGGCGGCACGCUGCGUGUGCUCGUCGAGAAGCUUACCCCGCACGACGGACCUCCCGACCUCCACUUUGCUGCCGUGUUCUGGUACACCUUCCGCCUGUUCACCACGCCCGAGGAGCUGCUCGACACGUUCAUCACGCGUUUCAACCUCACGCCGCCGCCCGUGGUUGCCGGUAUGGGCGAGGCCCAGCUUGCACUGUGGGUUGAGCGCAAGCUCAUGCCCGUUCGCCUGCGUGUGUACAACAGCAUCAAGACGUGGGUCGACUUACAUUGGAGACCGGCAAGCGACGACCUGGUGCUCGAGAAGCUCGAGAGGUUUUCCGAGGAGGUCAUGCUGCCGACGAUCCCCAAGAUGUCGACACGUUUAGUCGAGACAAUCAAGGAGCGGAGAAAGUCGAUUUCUGUGCCCAGCUCGGGUGCGACGACGCCUGGUGGCCGCCCGUCGUCGAUUGACCGUAUGCGCAACUCGGCCAUCACGAGCAUGAUCCAGGGCGCGCCCAACACGAUUGGCCAGCCGCCCACGCCGACAAUCAAGAGCACGCUGCUCUCCAUGCUGUCCAAGAACCCGCCGCCAACCAACAUUCCCAUCACCGACUUUGACACUCUCGAGCUGGCGCGCCAGCUCACGAUUAUGGAGAGCAAGCUGUUCGCCAACGUCGCCCCCGAGGACCUGCUCAUGACUGGCAAGAAGACGAUCCCGGCCCUCAAGGCGCUAUCGACGCUGUCAAACCAGAUCACUGGCUGGGUCGCCGACAGCAUUCUCAACGAGCAAGACGCCAAGCACCGUGCCGCGCUGGUCAAGUUCUACAUCAAGCUGGCCGACAAGUGUCUGCACCUCAACAACUUUUCGACGUUGUGGGCUGUGAUGGCCGGCCUGAACAGCAGCACGAUCCUGCGCCUGAAGAAGACAUGGGAUGUGCUGAGCACCAAGCACCGUCUCAACAUGGACCGGCUGCGCGGUGUCAUUGAGCACACAAAGAACCACGCGGUGUACCGUGCGCGCCUGCGUGAGGUCACCGGGCCGUGCCUCCCGUUCUUGGGCCUCAUCCUUAGUGACAUUACGUUCACGCAGGAUGGCAACCCCAACUCGCGCCCGAGCACGUUAUCGCCCGAGCUGCAGCUUGUCAACCAGGACAAGUUUGCCAAGCUCGGCCGUAUCGCAAUCGACUUUAGGAAGUACCAGGUGCCGUUCGACCUCAAGGAGUUGGAGCCGGUGCAGGCGUUCCUCAAGCGGGUCCUCACCGAGCGUGGCAGUGGCAGCUUGGACGCGCUGUACCGCAAGAGUCUGUUACUCGAGCCCCGGCAGGGCAGCGAGCGGUUCAGCAGCGCGGUGGAGAAGCCUGGAUGGCUGCGUGCGCAGUUACAAGUGUAGACGAGCUCGACGCCGCCGGCGGCGAGCGAGGCGCGGCAGAUUUUGGGCGACUUGUUGGCAAGGCCAUCAUAUGCUCAGACGACAUGAGACGGAGUGGACGACGACGACUCGACUAGCAUUGCCUGUAAUCACC
Molecule: messenger RNA, 4832 nt
Organism: Vanrija pseudolonga
Lineage: Eukaryota; Fungi; Basidiomycota; Tremellomycetes; Trichosporonales; Trichosporonaceae
Product: Cell division control protein 25
Exons: 2
Coding region: 92-4699 (1535 amino acids)
Biological process (GO): Ras protein signal transduction; positive regulation of GTPase activity
Cellular component (GO): plasma membrane
Molecular function (GO): guanyl-nucleotide exchange factor activity; protein binding
Source: RefSeq, a predicted model, not a curated record